UUAUUAGACUUGGUGCGACCACAGCAAUCGAAUGUGGUAACACUAUCAGACUUGAAGAAAUGCUCAAUGUGCACUAAAUUCUUCAAUACGUUUGUUAAUUGGGUGAAAUAUUAUGAACAAGAAUCCAGUGAGGGUGAACGGGCCACUGUGACCGAUGGUGAAGAGGAGUUGAGUGAUUGGGAUCGAUACUGUCUUGAGGAAUAUGAAGCUUUGAUGGCCGAUGAUCAAGAAAAUGAGGAACCCGAAGAUAUGUACGUUAUUCAUUCUCCGUUUACGAUGUAA
This is a messenger RNA of Anisakis simplex (herring worm), 282 nucleotides long. The record is from the annotation of a GenBank genome assembly. NCBI's taxonomy places the organism in Eukaryota, Metazoa, Nematoda, Chromadorea, Rhabditida, Anisakidae.